AUGGGCGCGUUCGAUGUUAUUCGUGGUCGCAAUAACGCGAAAACAGUACAGACAGUUGUUGGCACGGAUAAAUACCAAUUCACAGAUAGGAAAGACCUCCCCGCAAAUAACCUCGAGAUCGAGUCAUGGAACCCUUCACCAGAGACUCAGAGUAAUGCUGGACUCCGGCAAAAACCGAGUGAGACCCUAACGGCACAGGCACAGCCAGGGGUGCAGAAAGCCGAAGCGGUUGCACUGAUUUGGAGUAAGAAAGCGGCUUAUGGAACCUACGCUCUUGUUUGGCUGGCAUUUUUUAUGCUGGCAAUACAGUCAUCAAUCAGCAGCGCCAUUAUCCAGAAUGCGUAUGCCAGUUUCAGCGCCGCCCCUCAAGUCAGCACAGCCAAUAUCCUUUCCAACGUUAUAGCCGGAGUAUUGAAACUACCUGUUGCUAGAAUUCUCACGCUUUGGGGCCGCACUGAAGGGCUAUUGAUUUUCGUUGCGGUUUAUGUCGUCGGAAUUGUGAUUCUAGCUGCCUGUAAUGGCCCAAAAGCCUACGCGGCUGGAUACGUUCUAUAUUGGGUUGGCUAUGAUGCGCUAUACUUGAUAUUAGAUGUGUUCAUUGCCGAUACGACCGGUCUUCGCAAUCGAGCCUUUGCCUUCGCUUUUGCAAAUACUCCAUUUAUUUGCACUGCAUUUACUGGGCCACUGGCUGCCCAAUCCUUCCUCAAAACCUCAACAUGGCGCUGGAGUUAUGGCGUAUUUUCUAUUACCAUGCCUGUAGUAUUUGUUCCGCUGGCGGCAGUGUUCAAGAUCUAUGAGAAAAAGGCCGAGGACGAAGGCAUUUUUCGGCGGCGGCCAAGUGGGCGAACUACAUUUGAGUCGAUUAUCCACUAUGCACAUGAUUUUGAUAUUAUUGGUGCAUUCCUCCUAAUGGCUGCAUUUGUCCUUGUCUUACUACCCUUUGGCCUGACUAGCAACGGCAGCGCUGAAUAUAAUAGCCCAACAUUUAUUGUAAUGCUGAUAGUUGGGUUCCUUCUUUUCUUCGUUUUCGUGGCCUGGGAAAGAUUCGGAGCCAGAUCCCAGUUCAUCCGCUGGGAAUUACUCAAGGAGCGGACAGUUCUUGGGGCGUUUUUUCUUUCUGGGCUGAUCUUUUUUAGUUUCUAUUGCUGGGAUCUCUAUCUCUUCAACUACUGCGUCGUUGUCUUCCAGCUCUCGAUCGCAAUGGCAGGCUACGUCAACCAGAUCUAUAAUGUCGGCUCCACCUUUUGGUCCGUUCUUGUCGGAAUCUUCAUCCGCAUCACAAAGCAGUUCAAGUACUCCUGCCUAUUCUUUGGCAUGCCGCUGCUGCUCCUCGGUGCAGGUCUGAUGAUCCAUUUCCGUGGUCAAGACGAGAACAGCACAAUCGGCUAUGUCAUCAUGUGCCAGAUCUUCAUUGCCUUUGGCGGCGCAACCCUGGUCAUUGGACAGGACAUGGCUGUCAUGGCAGCUGCAGAUCGAGAGAGCGUGCCGAUGAUGCUCUCGAUUCUCAGCUUGGGUUCUAGCAUUGGUACAGCUAUUGGCUUUGCUGCUUCCGCGGCCAUCUUCAACAAUACAUUCCUCGAUACCCUAACGAAGAGGCUUCCUGAGCGCUAUAAAUCAGAGGCUCUUUCGAUUUAUAGAGGGGGGUAUGUGAAGCAGAUAACUUACCCCAUGGACUCAGAAGUCCGAAUAGCCAUCAAUUAUGCCUGGGCCGAAUACAUGAAGCGUGCCUGCAUCCUGUCCACGUGCAUAUUGGUCCUCGGUUUCCCGGCCGUUGGCAUCUGGAGGAACUACCGCCUGGACAAAAAGCAGAAUAAGGGAGUUGUGCUUUGA
This is a messenger RNA of Talaromyces rugulosus, 1830 nucleotides long. RefSeq lists its product as uncharacterized. The transcript is spliced from 3 exons. The record is from RefSeq and is a predicted model, not a curated record. NCBI's taxonomy places the organism in Eukaryota, Fungi, Ascomycota, Eurotiomycetes, Eurotiales, Trichocomaceae. Bases 1 to 1830 code for a protein of 609 amino acids. Gene Ontology annotation, molecular function: transmembrane transporter activity. Gene Ontology annotation, biological process: transmembrane transport.